AUGUUCGAACAAAGUGCUGAUCAUUCCUAUACAAGUAUAGACCAGAAACUUGCUUGCUUAUCUCCAAUACCCCCUGAUUGUAACCUCUUCAGAGUGUAUGAUCAUUUGCGCAGGAUAAAUGUGAAAGCAUACGAACCUGAAAUAAUCGUUAUUGGUCCAUAUCACCAUGGGAAACCCAACCUGCAGGCGAUGAAAGAACACAAAUUGCGGUAUUUACAAGAGUUCCUUACACAAGCGCAAGAGUCAAGUGUCGAAAGAUACUAUAUGGCCACGAGAGACCUAAAAGAUAGAGCGCGCAAAUGUUAUCUAGAACCAAUCAGUCUUAGUGAUAAUGAGUUUGUGGAAAUGAUGCUUUUUGACGGGUGCUUUCUCCUCGAGUUUAUCGUAAAAUACAAUUUCCAUAAUUUGGUAAACGAGGGUGACCCUCUCACCAUGAAUCAGCGGACUUCUUUAGUAAAUCCAGACGUUUCUCCUUGGAUGACAAUCAAAGAUGUGAACCAUAUACUUGGCUUGGCACAUGAUUGUCUGUGUUUAUCAAUUGCUCAGAUGGUGUCUCAUAGAAAUGUUGGUGUUGAUGAUGAGGAGUGGGAGUUCAUAAAUUGUACCACAGAACUCCAAGAAGCCAGAAUUCAGUUAAAGGAGGCAAAGGGAAGUAUUAGUUUGUUGGAUAUUAAGUUUGAUGAUACAUAUAAUAACUUCCAAAGUAUGAGCUCAGGCACAGAGGUUAGACAAGGAGGUCAGGCAAAACACGCAGAACUCAGAGGAUCGAAGCCAGAGCUCCCUCCAAACGAGACAAUAACGGAAAUGAUAAGGGAACAACUGGAUGUUAGCUGA
This is a messenger RNA of Ilex paraguariensis (yerba mate), 834 nucleotides long. The record is from the annotation of a GenBank genome assembly. NCBI's taxonomy places the organism in Eukaryota, Viridiplantae, Streptophyta, Magnoliopsida, Aquifoliales, Aquifoliaceae.